Molecule: messenger RNA, 1339 nt
Organism: Manihot esculenta (cassava)
Lineage: Eukaryota; Viridiplantae; Streptophyta; Magnoliopsida; Malpighiales; Euphorbiaceae
Product: peroxidase 12
Exons: 3
Coding region: 194-1252 (352 amino acids)
Biological process (GO): hydrogen peroxide catabolic process; response to oxidative stress
Molecular function (GO): peroxidase activity; heme binding
Source: RefSeq, a predicted model, not a curated record
UUCUUUUGAAUUAAACAUGUGGUGCAUUAGCAGACAAUUUACAAUCAAGGCAUUAUUAUCUUAUUCAUCUAGAUUCAUGAUCCUGAUUUGAAAUAUGAUAAAAUAUUCUCAAAUUUUCCCAUCAGUUAAUCCAUUACAUGGCUAUAAAUAAGCUACCUCAGGUUCUGCUAAUACAUGCAAAAUUAAACCAACCAUGGCUAAAGCUAAAUCUUUCACUCUUCUCCCUUUCAUUUCUUUUCUCCUGCUGGCUUCUUGCCUUAGUAGUUCUAGUGGGGAACAAUUCAAAGCUAAUGUUACUAUAGCUAAUGGUCUGGCGUAUGGAUAUUACAAUUACAUAUGUCCUCAGGUUGAAGGUCUUGUAAGAAAUUAUCUGAUGCAAGUCUACAGAAGUGACGCAGGUCAAGCAGCUGCAAUACUUCGUCUCCAAUCCCAUGACUGCUUUGUUCAGGGAUGCGAUGGAUCGGUAUUGCUUGAUAGAUCACCCGAGAGGAGUGAGAUUCCCAACAAGGACUUCAAACAACAGACAUUUCAGAUCAUUGAAAAUCUCCGCCAAAUUGUCCACUAUUAUUGCGGCCGUGUCGUCUCUUGUUCUGAUCUUCUCACACUCGCUGCUCGUGAUGCCGUCUUCUUUACAGGUGGCCCUGACUUUUCAGUCCCUUUAGGGAGGCGAGAUGGGGUAACAUUCCCCAGACCAGGACAAACAAGUGAAGACCUGAUAGCUCCUACUGCUAAAACAACUGACAUACUAGCGAGGUUUGCUCGAAAAGGCUUGAAUUUUGUCGACGCUGUAGCCCUCUCAGGUGCCCACACUAUUGGCAUCGCCCAUUGCAGCUCUUUCCGAGGACGUCUGUUUCCUAAUAGAGAUCCCACCAUGGAAUUUUCCUUCUACGACAGACUUAGCCGUUACUGUGCUUCUCCAGCCAUCGACCCUCUAGUUUGGUUGGAUUUUCGAUCCCCUUUCAGAUUCGACAACCUGUACUUCGUUGAUCUUAUGAACCGACAGGGUUUGUUUACUUCAGACCAAGAUUUGUUCGAAGAUCCAAGGACUAGGGGAACUGUUAUUAAUUUUGCUUAUAACCAACAGCAGUUUUUCGUGAACUUCGCAGCUGCCAUGAUCAGAAUGGGGAUUGUGGGAGUGUUGACAGAUGGACAAGGGGAAAUUCGUGCGAGGUGUAACAUGAGGAAUUCUGAUUUCUAUAAUUUGGAGUCUGUAUUGGAAAAAGAUAACAUUUCAUCCUCUGCAGCUAUUUAAUUGCUGCGAAGCGAUGCUGAAAUCUUUUCCUUUUUGCAACUUAUUUUUGUUCUUACUAAUAAAAUGGUUGCAUCUUCUAAUUUUUAA